ACAACGUCGUAACUAAAUAAUAUUUCAAAUUUAUUUAAUUUCACGAACAGUAUUUUUCUCGUCCUAUUUCAGUAAUUAAAUCUGUUUCAUUAUCAUACAUUUCAAAUAUUGAUUUGUGUGAACUUCAAGUUAGAAUGCAAAACAAUUGGGACGAACAGAAUACACGUGCGCAAUAUUCCUAGAAAACUGAAAUCAGGACGUACAUACUUUAAACACUGACGGACUACCAACAAAAUUAACGAUCUUUGAAAUAUUUCUAAGAUCAACAAGGUGAGGAUCAUUCGACGCAAUACCGGCUUAACUGUAUAAAAUGUCGUCGCCGUCAACGUCGUCGGUGGAGUUGAUCGAGCAGAAAGUCGCCAGGUUUGAAUCGUUCAUUAACGACGUGCUCAAGGAGAGCCUGAAGCAGAUAUUCACCACGUUGGAGGUGGUGAACGAGGAGAUCAUGGACCUGGAGCAGAUGGAAAUGACCAUAGAGACGAUGACCCGGCUGGCGGCCGACGUGCCAGCUGGCAAACCGUUCAAGACCCGCGUCAACGUGGGAUGCGACUUUUUCAUGCAGGCGGACGUGGACGUGCAAAAGUUCAUGGUGUGCGUGGGCCUGGGCUGUUACGUGGAGUUCACCAAGGACGAGGCGCUGACGUUCAUCCGGUUCCGGGCCAAGAAGCUCAGGGACCAUGCGGACGAGCUAAGGGACAAGGGGGCUCGGGUCCGUGCCCAAAUCACCCUGGCGUUGAACUGCAUACAACAGGUGCAGGGUUUAUAGACGAUCGCAUUGCAGCCUAACGUGUCGUUACGAUGUCGCGGUGCUAUCUGGCGUGCACGUAAUGUGCAUAAAGCGUGAGCGUCAUUGCGUGAACAACGCUCAUAUUAUAUUGCGUACUGGUUUUUGUUUUUUUUUCUUUCUAUCGCAUCGUAAAUGAAUAAUGAUAAUAUUUUUUUUUUCCAAUUUUUGUGUCCAUUUUUCACUGCAUUACAAUAUCGUAUUCCCAAUAAAACAA
Molecule: messenger RNA, 1001 nt
Organism: Sipha flava (yellow sugarcane aphid)
Lineage: Eukaryota; Metazoa; Arthropoda; Insecta; Hemiptera; Aphididae
Gene: Uxt
Product: protein UXT homolog
Exons: 3
Coding region: 311-766 (151 amino acids)
Source: RefSeq, a predicted model, not a curated record